AUGGAUUCGCCAAUCAGUUCCCUUCAUGACGAAAAGCUCGGCUUCAUGGCUGUGCCCUUAAUUCAAAGGCCUGCCACUGGCUGGAUGCUCAAAAACGACUUGCUUGCGUACGGGGGUGUUUUGGCUAUUGUUUGCCCGCUUUUGCUAGCUCUCUACAACUAUUACUUCCAUCCCAUAGCACAUGUCAGAGGCCCUUUCAUUGCAUCCAUAUCUCCAGGUGGCAUCAUUCCUCGUGCUCAACAAAAAGUAUAG
This is a messenger RNA of Colletotrichum higginsianum IMI 349063, 252 nucleotides long. RefSeq names its product Cytochrome P450 3A19. The coding region runs from base 1 to 252 and encodes 83 amino acids. The transcript is spliced from 3 exons. The record is from RefSeq and is a predicted model, not a curated record. Lineage: Eukaryota; Fungi; Ascomycota; Sordariomycetes; Glomerellales; Glomerellaceae.